GGGAAGCGAAGGGAAAUUUUCUGCCUCUGAGCUCAAAACCCUCAACCCGCAGUUUCUCUCUCGACUCUCGAACGGUGAUUUUGAGCUUAAAUUUGCUGUUUCCGGCGGGUUUUAGAUCAAUCAACCAAGAUGCAGAACGAAGAAGGUCAGGACAUUGAUCUCUACAUCCCAAGGAAAUGCUCUGCCACCAACAGGCUGAUUACCUCCAAGGAUCACGCCUCCGUCCAGGUUAACGUUGGUCAUUUGGAUGCCAACGGUCGUUACACCGGCCAGUUCACCACUUAUGCUCUCUGCGGUUUCGUCCGAGCUCAGGGUGAUGGUGACAGUGCCCUCGACAGGCUGUGGCAGAAGAAGAAGGCUGAACUGCGCCAAUGA
Molecule: messenger RNA, 375 nt
Organism: Linum tenue
Lineage: Eukaryota; Viridiplantae; Streptophyta; Magnoliopsida; Malpighiales; Linaceae
Source: the annotation of a GenBank genome assembly